UAUUUUUAAAAUACGGAAAAUAAAUUUUUUUAUAUUAUAUAUUAAAAAAAAGACACACAUACGCGAUUACAUGCCUAUGCAAAUUCAUAUACACGCUGCUAUUUAUUACAUAUAAAAAUACAAGCACAACAUAAAUUUUAACGACGACAAUUAUAUAAGUACGUAAAGUAAUGAAUUUGCAUUGAAUAUGAGAUUGUAAAGAACAAGUGUACAGUAAAAGGACGUCAUAACCUAAUAUAUUAGUGCAUUCAUCAUGGAUUAUUUGGAUUACGCUUGGAUUGUAUGGUCCUACAUACCCUACAUGUUAUAUGCAUUCGUUUUCUUUACACUUGUGCCGAAAUCAAUUCGCAGAAUCGUUGAAUUUGCUAAUGCCAAUUAUGAAGCUAAUCGUCAUAAAUAUCAUCGUUGCUAUGCACCGGACAUAUGUUGUCAUUCCUUUGAUCCUGAAUUAUUGCCGAAACAGAAGCCACGUAAAACAGUUACUCGCAUUUAUCCAAAAAAGCAAUCGAUAAGCGAGCAGUCAUCGCCGUCGACGAAAAGGAACUCUGUUACCGAAGAAUCACCCAACAUAUAUAAAAGACAAGUUCACACGCAUACCAAUGUCAAUAAAAUAGCGAAAAUGUUCGAAAGCGGUGGAGUACAAAAGAAAAUUAAUCGUGUCACGCCUACCACUAUCUUAACAAAUGAUUUGCGUAAGCUGUCAGUUGAUACGGAAGAUAACGAUAAUUGCUUUAAGCGGGAGGAGAUUGCGAACGCAAGGAAAAGAAAAGAUAGUUACGUUAAACUGAACAAUGAGGAGCAUUUGAAAAAGCGCUUCUCUCAACUAUCCGAAGAUUUCGAGGAGAAUAAUGAGAACUCGGCUAACGUUCUAAAUCAAUUAACACGCAACGAUAGCAACGAGUUAUGGCAUCAAAAUUGGCGGAGUGAACCGAUAGCCGUGCAAAGACGUUCACGUAAUGUACCAAAUAAUUUAACAUUUGCGGGUACAUCGGCUACGCCGUCUACGGUCUCGCCGUCGCAAUUAUCACCGCUUUCUUCGCCGCCGUCAACGGACUCUCCGUUAACUAUGUCGCCGACACAACCAAAUGCCUCGUUACUCAAUGCCAUGCAAUCUAGUCUCGAAGAUAUAUUUGCUGCCAUAGCUCGAAACGCUGAAGAAACUGAAUGCUUCCUAUAUAAAGGUUGUCGCACACUAUCCCCGGUUACCUCCAUCGACGAUAUAUUGUCGCAGAGGCGUCUAUCGCGACCGCUAUCCGCUUAUUCAAUUAGCGAUUUAUUAAACGACGAGCCCAAUAGCAAUACAAGCGGUCUAACCGAGACAUAUGUAGAAAAUUUUUGUAAAAUUCUAAAUAAAACAUGAGUUAACUUGUAGACGCAUUUCGGCGGCGGCAGUUGCAGCAGUAUCGCAGCGUUCACCGAGUAUUUUAUAAUUUUAGCAAAUUUUUAUUUUUAUUUCGUACAUGUAUCUAUAAACAUACGCACACACACAUAUGU
Messenger RNA from Glossina fuscipes, 1494 nucleotides. RefSeq lists its product as uncharacterized. Bases 254 to 1360 code for a protein of 368 amino acids. Lineage: Eukaryota; Metazoa; Arthropoda; Insecta; Diptera; Glossinidae. The transcript is spliced from 2 exons. The record is from RefSeq and is a predicted model, not a curated record.